Dothidotthia symphoricarpi CBS 119687 is the source of this 373-nucleotide messenger RNA. RefSeq lists its product as uncharacterized. The transcript has a single exon. The record is from RefSeq and is a predicted model, not a curated record. NCBI's taxonomy places the organism in Eukaryota, Fungi, Ascomycota, Dothideomycetes, Pleosporales, Dothidotthiaceae. Bases 40 to 261 code for a protein of 73 amino acids.
GUGCUGGUGUAAAGGUGUUUUUUUGGGGGAAGCAUAGCUAUGGCGUUUUUUUUUAUGGUCCUGUGGGUUGAAUGCGGUUAUGGCGCUGCAUGGUCGGUCGGUCGGUUUGGGGGGGGGGGACAUAUCCUUGGGUCCCGCUUUUGGUACUUUCUUCUCUUUUCUUUGCGUUUCUUUGUUCUUGGUUUUGCGGCGGGGGUUCGGAGCGAUGAAGUGAGAAGACGAUUGAUGCGGGAUGAUGAAAGUCAGGGGUUUGACACUUGAUGCGGAGAGACUGCACUGGGUAGAGGGAGAGGCAGGGAGAGGGAUACCAUUUCACGUGUUUCAGUCUUUUAGCUUUUAGAUUUUUUUAAUCCUUGAUCUGAGUUAUGCUGUG